Molecule: messenger RNA, 990 nt
Organism: Myripristis murdjan (pinecone soldierfish)
Lineage: Eukaryota; Metazoa; Chordata; Actinopteri; Holocentriformes; Holocentridae
Gene: tmem242
Product: transmembrane protein 242
Exons: 4
Coding region: 35-499 (154 amino acids)
Source: RefSeq, a predicted model, not a curated record
GUUCCUAGCUGAGCUGUUUCUCCCCGGUGGCUUCAUGCGGACGGACCGAGGCAACAUGACGGCCGCCAGCGGAGCCUCCAGCCUGGAUGUCAGAGAGGAAGCACAAAGUGAGGACGAGGCCAAACUGCAGAUGCUCAAAGGUGCGGCCUUCCUGACCACGGUGGCGUCUGCCGGGAUGAUCGCAGGGUUUGGCUCCACGCUGGCGAUGGCUAAGAAGAAAAGCCCAGACUGGUUUAACAAGGGCGUCGCGGCCACGGCGGCGGUCCCGGAGAGCGGGGCGUCGCUGGCGCUCCGGGCCCUGGGCUGGGGCUCCCUGUACGCCUGGGGCGGCGUCGGCCUGCUCAGCUUCGCCGUGUGGAAAGCCCUCGGCGUCCACAGCCUGUCAGACUUCCGGCAGAAGAUGCAGUCCUUCUUCCCGUCCAUCCCGAAGAGCCCAGAGGCCCAAAGCGGCUCCCAGACCCCCGACUGGGACUCCCUCUUCAGGGCCAAAUCCUCCUGACCCGCGGCCGAGCGUGGACCGACCGAACGAGACGAACCACAGAGAGACGUGACAUCAGCCGGACGAGGCCGAGCGCCCGAGCCGCCUCGUUCCCACAGAGGCUCAAACCAGUUCCUGUGACUGGUUUCACUGGAGCGUCUCCCUGCAGGGCGUCAGGGCGUCAGGGCGUCAGGGCGUCAGGGCGUCAGGGCGCCAGGGCGUCAGGGCGUGAGCCGCUUCGGAGAAACUCGUCCAGCUCGCCGUUUGCUUUCAGAGCCGCUCUCUGUUCUUCCAGCUGUGGAGGAACUGAGCUUUGACUGCUGUGUUUAACCUUUGGAUCUUCUCUCAUUUCUACCUGGUAAAGCUUCAGCUGGCAGCCCCCCAGGUGACCCGCCAGGUGACCCCCCAGGUGACCCACCAGGUGACCAGGUGACCCACCAUCACCUGGCCGGGGCUGAAAAUCCUUUAAAAGGUGGUGAAGGUGUAAAAUAAAACAAGAACUUAAAGCUAAC